AUGACUCAAUACGCGCCGUACCCCGGUGCCAUGGCCGCCGACAUCUGGCCGCUGUCCAUGUCCGAGAUGACCGACCAGCUGAAGCAGUCGCGCAAUCCGAGAUCGAUCAGCAAGCCGCCAUCACCGACCCUCGUCGGCACGUCGCCAUACGACAACCGCGCAGAGGCUGCUGCCGGCGCUGCGGCCCUCGUUAAGAACCAGAGGCCACACCCGGAUCGCACCGCAACUGAGCCGAAACCAAGAGGAAGUGCGAGCCGGUCGCCCAUGCCGCAGCCGUUUCGGUCCGCGUCUCUCCCGACAGCUGCUAAUGACACUGUCUCAAACGGAUCACUCAAUCCGAACGGAUCCACGCUAGCCUUCCCUCAGCAGUCAUUCAUGAAUGGGCCCCAGCGGCUACCCGCCAUUCAGUCGCCGGAGCUGCCUUUCGUCGUCCUGACGCCUCCAGAUGAGGAGCACGAUGGACCAGACAUUGCGCUCUUCCCCCACCCGGCUCCUGGAGCUGCCGAGUUUGCGGAUGGAGGCAACGUGAAAAAGAUUCUGGACGCGCCAAUGCCGCCGCCGCGUGACGCGAUGCCGCCGGGUAGCCCGCCAGAGGAGCCGGCGCCGCCGCCUCAGCAGCGCGUCGUACAUCCCUAUGCUCAGCAGCAGCAGACACCUGUUCAAGGACAUCCGUACCAGCAGCAGCCUCAGCAGCGACACGUGACGGCGAACGCUGUCGGUAACGCCGCUCCCGCAGGAGCUAAAAAGCGUGACCAGGCCAUUAACAAUGUACCUGGCGCGUCUGGAUCGUCGCCGAGUUUGGUCGAGCGACGGUCACCGGCGAACCAGCGUGUCGGCGAGAGCCAGUUUGACAAUGAGUGGGCGUCGCUCGUGGAGAGUCUGCCCAGCCCGACGGUCCAGGAGGAAGACAGCCCUGUACCCCCAAAGCAGACGCCGCCAACCCCUCCGCUUCCCUUGGGACAGCAGCAACGGAACGGAUCCAAGGAGAACGUUUCGUCCCCGCAGCCCCCGCUGUACCCGUCAAGAAGGGCGCCUGUGCCGCCACAAGAGGAAGCGUCUGGCUCUCGGGGUCGCUCACCGAUGACUGAUAAGCGGUCUGCAUCUGCGCCCAACGUCCCGCCGACGACACCGAAGAAGGCCUCUAAGGAGGGUCAAUCGGAGCCGUCAACGCCGAAGCAGAAGAAGGGCAUGGACUCGCAGGAGGGAACAACGACGAAGCCUCAGCGAAGACGGACACUGUCGCUGUCUUCGAUCUUCACGAGGAAGAAGAAGCACAACUUUGAGGACCUUCCUCCGAUGCCCAACGGCGAGCAGGUACCCAAGAGCCCGAAAACGCCUAGGACGCCAAAGGGCAAGGAGUUCCCUGAUCUCGACGAAUCUGUAUCCAAGGCCACGGGGACGACGCCGAGUACGAAGCGGGAGAGGCGCAAGACGCUCAAAGAGGUCUUUGGCAUGGGCGGGUCGGACGGCAAGUCUGUCCGCAAGUCCAAGUCGAAGCCGGACCUCCGCAGGCGCAACUCGUUCGACCUCGAGCCUGUGCCUCCUCUCCCUGCUGCUGGCCGUCCCGGCUCGCCGUCUGUCGGACGAGCUGGAUCGCCCGUACCCUCGUCCGCUGCCUGGCCUGGAGGAGCCCCCGCGCCCGUCUCUAAGACAGCCGUGCCGGAGGCUCUCGCCGCCCUCACCGCCAACGCUUCCAAGGACAAGCCCAAGGUUGAGGUCGUGCCCGACGUCUUUGCCGCGUUCAACUCGAGCACUACGUCGCUCAUCAACACGUCGACUGUGCGCCGCCAGACGAUGAAAUCGCCAACGGGAGAAGACCACCCUCGCGUCCCUUCGCCGCUUCGAGAGUCGGUUGAAGAGGCCCCGUCGCUCCCGUCUGUCGUUCGACAGUCGCACGAGAAGCCGCUGCCGCCGAUGGUCACGCGGGGGUCUGACGAGAGGCAGCGCCCGGCGCCUGUUAUCGGGUGGCGUUCUGAUGAGAGGGCGCCGUCGCCAAUUGUCACCCGUCGCUCGGACGAGAGGAAUCAGCCGUCGCCCGUUGUCACGAGGCGGUCGGAUGAGAGGCGACCGCCGUCUCCGCUCGUCACGAGACAGUCGGAUGAGAGAAGGUAUGCCGCUCCUACGGCCACUGUCGCCCCGCCGUCAAACGAGAAGCCGCCACCGUCCUUCGUCGUCAAGGGCGGAGCGCACACUGGCGGUGCCCGCAUGCCGAGCAACCAGUCGCACGAUGAGGACCUUGCGGCGCGGCAACGGCACGCCGAGGCGCUCGCCGCUCUCGAAGGCCACGGCAAGAAGAGCAGGAAGGAGCGCAAGUCGACCAACGACGACAAGGAGAAGAAGAAAAACCGCACGCGCUCGCAGUCGCUCAGCAAGCGUAUUUCCAUGAGCGUCAUUGGCGUGUUCAAGCGCAAGAAGGAAGAUGGAGAGGCGGACGACGAAGACCUACCCGACGUCCCCGCUCUCCCCGCUGCUUACAUCAAGCACUCUGCCUCGACUCCCAGCCUGCAUCGCGGACCUCCUUCGAUGGGCGGGACGGCGUCGCCUGAAUCAACCUGGGGCCGUAGCACCGGUGCUCAGGUUCUGGCUCAGCUCGGCGGCCGCUCCCCGGACUCCACAUGGGGACGCUCGCAGGGUCCGCCGAUGCAGAGUGCGCAGAACGCGGCCGCACAGAACGGGUCGAUCGGUUCGACGACCUCGCUUGCCAAGCGCGAGAAGCGCCUGCAUAAUAUCCAGCGCAUCCCUCCCCCUCGUCUCAAUGACGACGAGCGUCUUGCCUCUGCCAACCUAGCCUCGUCGAACUCGGGCCACUCGCUCUCUGAGCGCUCCGCUUCGCCCGCCAGCGUCGACGUGCCCAACGUCACCCUCCCGCUUAAGAUUGUGAAGCAGCCGUCGCUGUCGAUGAAGAACAAGCCCGUCGUCAUGGCCAAGUCUCCCGCCUCUGUCGCAUCGCCGACGAGCAUUGAGGGCAUCCACUCGAUCCCGAGUGAGGUAAUCAUCCACAACGAGGAGGACAUUGCUUCAACUCCCGUCAAGAAGCUGCCGCAGAUCCCAAUCAAGACCGAGUCGCCGGUCGCGACUGAGCCGCCCCGCGUCGCCUCGCCCGAUCUCGGAUCGCCGACCAUGGGGUUUGACCCGAUGAGCCCCAAGACUGGCUCGUACAAGCGUCUCUCCAAGGGCAUGCCUGCCGCCCUCGCCGCCUCGGCUUACCGCAAGCGGUCCAUUGACGGCAUCCCGGCGACGCAGUCCCCUGAGCUCGCAGCGCAGUUCCGUCAUCUGAUCCAGUCCGCGAGCCCGCCGCCGGUCCUCUCCGAGCUUCCCGGUGAGGGUGCACUGGCUCUCAGCGGUCUGCAGCUUAACACGAUGUCGCCCGUCACCUCCCCGGUCGCGGAACACUCAGAGUUGUCGGCUGUCACGCCUGUGUUCACGACUACACCUUCCCUCCCUCCCCAGAUCGCACCGCUUCAGAUUCACCCUCUCACGCCGUCUCGAGACAGCCCGACGCAGUCCGGCACCCUCAGCCCCAGUGCCACUCCUGAGCGCCACGACAGCGGCGACGGAGAGCCUCUUUCGCCCAACACGUCGCUGCACUCGCCAGGCAACUCGAUCCACAACAUUGAGGUCGAGGUCAAGACGGCCACGAGGCAGAGCAUGAUUCGGUCGACGUCGCAGCCGAUUUUGGCCGCUGUCGCUGCCGGAAGCGUUGUCUCGUUUGGCAGCUCUGGUGGUUCUACUCUUAGCCGCGUCCCGACCAAUGACGACGGAACCGUCGAGAGCGACACGUCUACACCGACGCCAUCUGGCUUCUCGUCGAAUGACGAGUCGCCGUUUUUCCAGCGCUCGACGACCAGCGUCGACAGGGCGUUCCCUGGGGGCCCGCCAAAGUACUCGUCGCACAUUGACGAGGGCGAUGAGCGGGCGCUCAACAAGGCCGCUCACGAGGCGAAGAAGGCUUCCAUGUCGUCGAACCAUGUCUCGCGCUUCUCCAUGGACUCCACCGACAGCCGCGCGUCCCGCGUGUCCGCGGACUCGGUGUACAGCCAGCGCGACUCGCGCAUCUCGAAGGACUUUGAGGGCUUCAUGCCGCAGGCUGUUGUCACCAGGGAGGCGCCCAAGUCGCGCCAUGUGUCGAGCUUCUCGGUUGACUCUGCUAUGAGCACGGCUGCGCUCAUUGCUGACAACGAUGUCUCGGACUCGGACUCCGUUGCCAGCACGCCGACGAAGAUCUCGCCAGCACAGGGCCCGCUCGCCGUGCACCCCGUCGAGAUGGCGCUCGCCGACACGUCCGAGGUACUCCUCACGCCUGUCGGCUCUGACGGCGGCGACAUGGAGCAGCUCACAGAGUCCAAGCCCGAGUCGCUCAGCUCCCGUGCUGCCUCGCCUUCGCCCUCGGUUGCGUCGUCUGUCCUCCUCCCGUCUGUCAAACCGACGCCCGCACCCCAGCAGACUGCGGCCUCGACUGCGUCGUCGCUCUUCGCCAUGAUCUCCAACUCGGUCACUCAGGCCAGCGAGUCGGUCGCUAACGCCGUCACGGCUGUGCUCGGCUCUGAUCAGAAUGCCGCUACCCGCGAGGCCAGUGCCAAGUCGCCCACCGCGUCGCCUGUUGUCUCUGCUACGAGACCGCCUCUGCCGAAGGUGCCCGAGGUCAGGGAAGAGAAGGAGCUCCCGCCCUCGCCGAAGGAGACGGAGGUCAUGGAGAAGGCUCAGACUCAGGUCGCUGAGAAGGCGCUCCCGCCUUCACCCUCGAAGUCCGAGGAGAAGGAGGACAAGGUCGAUAAGGAGCUGCCUGCCUCGCCUGAGCGCUCUGAGGAGCGCGCUGAGGCGCCGUCUACUCCUGGCCCGUGGCAGACGAUCCAGUCGUCUGAGAGCCUGGACAGCGUUAACUCGAAGGGUUCGUCGGCGUCAAACGACAUCCCUGAGACCCCGACUACGACCACGAGCAACUCGAUCUACGCCACUCCGACGUCAGGCAUGUCUCCCGUGCGCUCGACGCCCUCGCACCGCGGCUCCAUCAUUGCGUAUGACAGCGACGACGGAGUAACUCGCAGCCAGAGCCAGCGCCGUGGAUCCAUGCCUGCUGCCCUCCGCGCGACGGCUAUUCGUCGUAGGACGACGAGCCAGCCGAUCGCCUCUGUGGUUAUGUCGAACCAGGAGCCGCCCAACCGCCUCGAGUUCUCCAGCCCCGAGCCUGGGUCCGGAAGCCCGAUCGGUCUCGGUCGCCCUGUCGUGCUCCGCAGCGCAUCCAUGCCUACCCAGCAGCUUACCGAGUCGCCUCGCUCCUUGUCGGCCGAGCUCACUGGACCCGCUAGCGUCGCCUCUUCCCUGCCUUGGCUCGCUAAAACUCCGGCUGUCGCCGAAGUCGAGGAAGUGCUCGAGAGCUCGAGCUCGACACCCACGAUCGACUCGGCGUCCGAAGUCGCCACCAUCAAGGGUAGCGUCAAGGACGAGAGCCCCGUGGUUCCGGCCGUUACUGCCUUCCCUGACUCCAAGUCGUCCAGCGGCUGCAACGGCGGUAUGACUUCACCCGAGCUCAGCGUCGAGUCGCGUGUCGACAGCCCGCUCGGCUUCAGCCUCAGUGGCGAGUCGGAAGAGGCGACGCACGCCGUUGAAGCCCCGCCUGCGAUUGACAGCUUUGUCGUCCCCUUCCCGCCCGAUGCCGAGCACGCCCCGCUUGGUGCCAUGCCUCGCAGCCCAACUGUUCCGGCCAACUACACCGCCACCGCUAGUGCCCGUGAGCGGACUCGCCGGGACUCGGGCCAGAACAUGCGUACCGUGGGCGGGUACACGAUCAGCCGUCGCCCUCUCACAUCGAACAGCGACACGAGCGUGAACGUGAUUCACCCGACGCCGCCGUCAAAGCAGGCUCGUCAGUCGCUGCAGACGCUCCCGUCGGCCGUGGAGAUGGACUUUUCGCAGCGCAGCAGCAUGGGCCCGACCGGCCCCGAGUUCUCGCUCUGGCUCGAGUCGACCGCGAACUCGGCCCCUAUGGAGGAGUUGGAGGAGCUCACGCAAAGUGCGGGGUUUCAGUCGGCCAAGUAUGACCAGCGGGUAGUCUACGAUAGCCCUGCGUCGACGAUCUCGACAGCCUCGACCUCGCGCCCGAUGCGUCGCCCGCUGCCCAACCCAGAUGACUUUCGCAACGGCACCGCAAGCAGCCCCGUGAGGGACAAUGCGUACGAGACCUCGUCCCUGCACUCGAGCUCUGGGUCCGACGACGGCCCUGCCCUCUGCACGCCCCGCACGCCCGACACGGCGCACCUCGUUAGCGACUUUGGUACACCGAGCAAGGCGGCGAUUGUGGGCGUCUCGCCGGCCGCGACGGGAGCCAAGGCGGAGCAAAUCUCGCGCGGCCUCCCCAACCGGCCCAUGCACGUCGAUAUGGCGAACGACACGGAGGGCGAAGAGUCGUUCGCGACGGCGAGGGAGGGGAUGGAAUGA
Trichosporon asahii var. asahii CBS 2479 is the source of this 6435-nucleotide messenger RNA. RefSeq lists its product as uncharacterized. The record is from RefSeq and is a predicted model, not a curated record. Bases 1 to 6435 code for a protein of 2144 amino acids. NCBI's taxonomy places the organism in Eukaryota, Fungi, Basidiomycota, Tremellomycetes, Trichosporonales, Trichosporonaceae. The transcript has 2 exons.